Molecule: messenger RNA, 603 nt
Organism: Microdochium trichocladiopsis
Lineage: Eukaryota; Fungi; Ascomycota; Sordariomycetes; Xylariales; Microdochiaceae
Product: flavoprotein
Exons: 1
Coding region: 1-603 (200 amino acids)
Molecular function (GO): carboxy-lyase activity
Source: RefSeq, a predicted model, not a curated record
AUGAACGACGCAGCUCCUCGCAAAAAGAUCAUCGUUGCCUUGACAGGCGCGACAGGCGCGCAAAUCGGUAUCCACGUUCUCCAGACCCUUCGCCGGCUCAACGUGGAAACGCACCUCAUCAUUAGCAAGUGGGCCGCCGAGACGAUAAAGUGGGAAACGGAUUACACGCCUGCCGCGGUAAAAGCUCUUGCCGACCAUACCCACAGCUCCCACGACCUGGCCGCGCCCAUUUCGAGCGGCUCGUAUCGCGUGGACGGCAUGAUUGUCGUUCCAUGUUCAGUCAAGACUCUCGCUGCGAUCAAUGCGGGUAUCUGUGAUGACUUGGUCACGAGGGCGGCGGAUGUUUGUUUAAAAGAGCGGAGGAGACUGGUCUUAUCUCUAAGAGAGACGCCGUUUAGUGAGAUCCAUUUGAGGAACAUGAUGGAGGUCACGAGGGCAGGGGCAAUCGUCGCGCCGCCUGUUAUAGGGUUUUAUACGCGGCCGUCGUCCAUUGACGAUAUUCUCGACCAGAUGGUUGGGAGGUUGUUAGACCUUUUCGAUUUGGAUACGAGAAAUUUCGAAAGAUGGGAUGGAAUGCAGAAAAAUACCAUAAGUAGCAAAUGA